CAGCAUGCAUUUGAUGGAAAUUGUUGUAUUGUGAGUUCAUAUUUCAUUUAGUGCGUGUUCCACAAUUUAGAAAAUGUCACUCAUCGAUUUAAGAUUUGAAAAAGCAGCUAAAAUCUUAGCAGAGUCGGAAGAUGAAGUCCUGGAAGCCGCUGGACUGAUGGCCUUGAUGCGACUCGAGACUUUAAAAAGGCGCCUGAAGCAGUUUGAUACAGGAGGAAAACCACUGAUGCCAAUAUUAGUACAGAAUAAAGACACAACACCCAGUCGCAAUACCUCGACGGCAUGGUGUUAUACUUCCUUGCCGACUCUGCCUGCACCUGUGAUAACAACACAAUCUACAACUGGACGUCCCUUCGACAGUCUUAAAAUUAGUUUCGACCAUAAUCCAAUAACUGUUUCUUUCUCUAAUUCAUUUGGCAGCCUUAAAUCCAGCUCUGAUUCUAAAACAGCGGUGGCCACAGCUCAGUCUGUAAAUUCUGCCUCAUUAGAUUUGUUCAGCAGUCCUAAAUCAAGCUGUGAUUCUAAAACUCUGGCUACAACAGCUGAGAAUUCUAAUUUCCUUUCUUCAAAUUUGUUCAGCAGUCCUAAAUCAACUUUUGAGUUUAACACCACGCCUACAACAGUUCAGACUGCAAAUACCAUUUUCUCAAGUGUGUUCACUGGUCCUAUAUCAAGUUUUGGUUGUAAUACCACGGCAACAACAAUUCAGUCGGUAAAUGUACUUGGUUCUAGUGUGUUCACUCGUCCAAGUUUUGAUUUAAACAUGACGUCUACAACAACCCAUUCCACAAAUGCCAUUUCUUCGAUUUUAUUGCCCAGUGCCAAAACCAGAGGUGAUGUAACAAAUAUGGAACCUGUUGCAACAACAUCUUCAAUGUUAAUCAGUAUGCCUAAAUCUUCUAGACUCUAUUCACAGCAUCAGAAAGUCACCACUAAAACUGAGUCAAGUUCCUCAAGUAGGAGCAGCUCUCCAUUAAAUUCGUUUAACGUUAAAAAAGAAAAGGAAGCGUCAAAAGUAAAUAAUUGUAAGUCACUUCAGGAUUAUAAUUCGCUAGAGUGGAAUUUUGACCUUUCAAAGGCUUCGUCAAGUCGUAAAUCAACGGUUCGCAAAAUUCCAGAAACCAAAGAGUUGAUACUUGAAAAGAAAUCAUAUGGGAAGAAUGAACACGACAGUUUAAUCCACGAGAAAUAUAUUACAGACAUAAGAAAAAAUAAGGAAAGUACAUCAUCAUCCGCAGUGGUACCUAUUAGAAAUUUGGAGAGAGAAUUUGGCAAUUUACAGGUUGCAAAGAAGGAAGGAACUAGAAGUUCAUUACAAGUGGCACGACCCAGUAGCGCGGAAAAACAAAACGAACAUCGUCACUUUCAAGCCAAUUUCCUUAGAAAUUCCCAAACUUUCAGUCCAGUGUACAAUAUCUACGAAACGUACAAUCAGUCUUGGCAUUACAAUUAUACUUCACCACGUCAAUCUCAGCCUGUAAUUAACAAUAUUCUUGUGAAUGUUGAUUCUAGAUUUGGACUUGGUUGCCCUUCUUUACCUAGAGCUUCAGGGGGUUGUGGAUGCCGCCAGAUCCAGUGUGCUGAUCGUCGUUGCGGCUGUAACAAGGCAGGUACGCCUUGUCAUGGGGGCUGUUUAUGUAGUAGUCGCGGUAGCUGGUGUUUAAAUCGUUAAAUUUUUUAUUAAACACAAAAAAAUAUAUCAAUUUUAUUUUA
Molecule: messenger RNA, 1713 nt
Organism: Zophobas morio
Lineage: Eukaryota; Metazoa; Arthropoda; Insecta; Coleoptera; Tenebrionidae
Exons: 20
Coding region: 74-1672 (532 amino acids)
Source: RefSeq, a predicted model, not a curated record